GAGAGUCACCUGCCCGACCGAGUCAUGAGGCAGUUUGGACUACGCCAGACUAUCCCACAGGGGUGUGACACUAGUGUACAGCUUCACGGCAUUGAUCGUCGGGGAAAGGGGGAGACCAGCUGGGCGCUGGAGCAUUGGCGUUUCCUUCAGCUAUGGGAGCAACGGUUGGAGUUCAUCGUUGGAGGUGAUCUAAUGCAGGGGGCUAUGGAUCCCGACGAUCCGUACAUGGUGUGGUACAGGCGUAUCACACGACGCUUCAUCAACCCCAGCUACGCACCACCAUCCACACAUUACCAUCCAGCAUAUGACAUCAUUAGCGGAUAUGCGGCGGAUAUGGUGGCGAUGGUUGAUGCGCUAUCAGUCUCCCUUGAGUGCGGACCCACUAGAGCCCAGGUCGAGCAGGUGCGAGAUAUGGGCGUCGCUACCUUACGGAGAUAUGGUCACGCUCAUCUCGCCCACCGGCGGGACGGUCAUGAUGGCAACUCACAGUUCGAUCUCGGCCAGAGCAGCGGUGGAUGUGAUCCUACGUCACCCAGACACGCAGAGGAUUACAACAUCCACAGUACUGCGCCCUCUGGUACCCAGGAGGACCCCUCGUCCAGUCAGCUGACUCCCCCACCGCCCCGAGACCCAUUCACCACCGUCACUCAUUACAGGCGGCGACGUGUCAGACGGAGGGCCGACACUCAGGAGGCAGGACCUUUACCCCGAAUAAAUGAGUCGGGCUAGUAUUAUCUGUUGUAUUCCCUGUUAUUUUGUGUAAUGAUGUACAUAACACUUAUGAAAUUAAUAUAAUAAAUCUUUUUUGAAUGACUCCGUGUGUGCUUUGAAGUUAAUUUGGUGGUUGGACUGUUGUUGGGCUGUUUCGAGUUUUCUGCAGUGCUUAAA
Molecule: messenger RNA, 888 nt
Organism: Chenopodium quinoa (quinoa)
Lineage: Eukaryota; Viridiplantae; Streptophyta; Magnoliopsida; Caryophyllales; Amaranthaceae
Product: serine/threonine-protein phosphatase 7 long form homolog
Exons: 2
Coding region: 25-729 (234 amino acids)
Source: RefSeq, a predicted model, not a curated record